Molecule: messenger RNA, 3473 nt
Organism: Paramacrobiotus metropolitanus
Lineage: Eukaryota; Metazoa; Tardigrada; Eutardigrada; Parachela; Macrobiotidae
Product: serine/arginine repetitive matrix protein 1-like
Exons: 5
Coding region: 612-3452 (946 amino acids)
Source: RefSeq, a predicted model, not a curated record
ACGAUGCAGCCGGCUAAUCAGCGCAGCGGAAAAGCGUUGUACAAAUAUGUACAUACUCACACAAGUGGAAUUACUUAUAACGUGCUAAUGUCGGUGCGCGUUUAUUGCUACUGUAUAAUAUUAUGUGGAGAGCGCGCUGUGACGGAUUGAUUUGCUUGAUACUUACUGUUUUUCCGCUCCUCCGCGACGACCUGUUGGAUUAUUAUUGGCCAUAUGAGCAUUGACUUUGCCCAAUGCACCAUCCGCAUAUGUAAUGGAUGGACUACAGUAACCGCUAAUUUGGUUACGAAUCACUGUGACAGAAUUGGCUUGACGAAUUAUUCGGUUACCACAUACAAGCGGAAGAAAGCUGUAGCAGUUCCCUCGUUAUAGCGGAAAUAAUAUUUACUUGUACGCAGCAUCAUUGUUUUCUGCCAGCCAUUAUCAUUUUAUUCAGGCGAACGGAAUCGAACGCAAAACUGCUGUGGCGGAGAAGAGAGAUGGAAUAUUAAUGAUUUGAAAAGCUGCUGCACGAUCCGUUGUGCUUGGACGGUUUUCUUGGUCGACAAUGUCGCUGCGCAUGUGCAUUUGUAUAGAGUGUAUAUGUUAGCGUUCUGCGUCACCAUGGAAAGAUGAGUUAUGCACUACGGAAAGACCGCUCUCCCGUGGUCGCUCUGACACCCACCGCCACCGAGAAGCCCCCCACCGGAAAUCAAUCCCGUGUCCAUGUGCCUGCUGACCGUUCGACGCGCAGUGCCCUCCCGCCCACCUCCAGCUUCCUGCGCAACCGCUACAACUUCCUCCGCAAGACCGAGGACGCCGGCGCGAAAAAGCCGGCAACGGACAGCGGUGUCGCGCCGGCGCCCAUGUCCGAAGUGAACCCGGUGUACAGCAGCACCGACCGCGUCCACGCCGAUGCCGACAGCAGCAACAUCUCCACGCUUAACGUCACAAUCAAUCCGAAGUUCGACGAACCGGCUGACACGGAGCGGACACCGACUGCCACCCGCCCCGAGCUACCGCCCAAACCGGUUCUAACCGAGAUCCAACGACCGGCAGAACCGGCAUCACCCUCCGAAAGUCCGACAAAGAAAGGUCGCGGGAUCUUGCGGGUGGCUUCCCUCCGCGGGAUCCGUUCGCGGACGCCAUCCCCGAAGAAAAAAGAGGAGUUCCUGCAGGAGAGCGUGAUGUACACGAAACUGAAACCGGCCCCGCCGGAGCCACCGUUAAGUGGCAAUCGGCAACAUCUACUGCGGCGCCGCACUCCGGAGAACGUAACCCGCGUGGAGGUGUCCGCGCCGCAGCUGGUCAGCUCCACGGCAACCGGCGCCACCACCAUCCAGAUCGGUGGCGCACGGGCGCCGUCACCCGCUCCGCAGAAGACAACCGUUAUACCGUCGCCGGUUCAUGUGCAACAUCCGGUCAGUAAGGUCAACGUCAUUGUGGAGCCCCCUCCCGGCACUCCCGACAUCCCGCCGAUGAAAGUUAUCCCGUCACCGGUCCAACCGUUUCCAGAUGCGAAACCGGAGCCGACCAUCACGCCGGUGUAUAGUCAGUUAAGCCAGGCACGAGCCAUGCUGAAGAGCACGACAACCACGAAAAGCGAGCAUUUCUCGUCAGCGGCGUCCACGUCUUCUUUCAUUCAGCCGAACAUCCGUCCGAUUCCGCCGCGGAAACCGUUGCGUCGCAAUGAGAUUACCGAGACGCUGAUGGAAGUGCUCCCGCAGAAGACACAAGCUCCUGGGCAAAAUAUUCCCAUCGAGCUGCACAAAGAGGCGGGUGGAGUCAGCGGAAGUCGAAAACACACUAGCAUCAAUAUCAACCGCAUCUCCAGCAAUCUGACGCCAGCGGCACCGGUGGCGAGGGAAAUGCCGGUUAAUAUUCGACGGGAAGAGGAAGUCAUGACGCCAACGUAUGAAGGACAUAUGAAUUUCGACGACGAUAUUCGGUCGAAUUUCUCAUCGCAUAUGGGGUAUGAACCCUCGUCGGCGGAUGAGACAACCGAAGAGCUGGUUAAGAAAUCACUGGUUAAAGCGUCACAUGGGCAUAUGCGGAAAAGUCACAGCACGACAAUUGGGAAUAUUCAGGAGGAACCCAGAGCAAGUCCCAUAGAAGAAACCAAACCGGCACCGCCAUCAAACUUCGAACCAACCAGUAAUCAAAAUACCGCCGUCGAAAAAGCCUCCCAUUAUAAAACCACACUGGCUACGCGCGGCUACAAGCCGGCGGUGGCGUAUACAUCGCCCGAUGAAAGUGAUUCGUCGCGUGGAGGUGGGCGUGUGGGGGGCGGCGGGGGCCGGGUGUCGUACAUUGCCUCCACGCGGCCCAGCCGGCUGGUGGAACGCAGUCAGCAUCACAUCGCUACCGACAUCGCUCCCGCGCCGGUGCCGCGUGAACCACCAGUACCGGCGACACAGGAUGUGACGUCAGCCGGUCGGAGGAAGUAUGCGGAACGACGUUUGGUGCUGCGCAACUUUGAGGAUGCACUGCAGCGGAAGCGGCAGACGAGUGCGUCGUCGGUGGACAGCGGCGACAGUCACGAGUAUGAUAGUCUGCGGGAUCGUGCGUUCGAGCAGCGCGGAAAUGUGGGCGGGAACAAGAAUGGGUAUAUGGGACGGCUUGCAGCUGGCACCGCAUAUGAUAGGCAAAAAUCCAGCGCAGUGACACGUUCCCGCUACGAGCACUGGUCCAGCGACGACGGCGCCUCCGACUCCAUCGGCAUCCCGGAGCCCCUUCCGGAGUACGAGUACCCCAACCGCAUCCAGGGUCGCACUAUCCAGGAGGAGCAGCAGAUCCGCGAGACCGUCCGCCUCCGCUCCAACUCCUCCUCGUCAUCCGGCUCCGAGCACUCACCGACCCGCGGCUACAGCGACGCCCACCGCGAGCGUCACCACUUCAGCCGGCACUUCGAAAUCUCCCCGGAAGAACUGCACACCGCCCGCUCCCUCAUUCACCACCGCCUCCCGCCCACUUACACCGAACCGCCGCCCCCGAUGGUCACCCAGCGUCACCCCUCGCAGUCACCGGCCCGUCGACCGCCACACCUCCCUCCACCCAGUCCGGUGCACGUUGGGCCGGUGGUGCACCAUUCCGACGGGGAGACGCGCUACUAUCCGGAAAAGCCCAAGAAGAAGCUGGGCAUCGUGCGCCGCCUGUCAGAGUUAGUGCGGGGCGAACGGAAGUUUGGCAAGCGCAACGAAUCUCCACCGACCAUGGUCCGCAACGCCUCCAGUUCCUCCACAGAACAGAUGGACCGGAAGACCCCGGAGCCGAUCCCGGCGGUGGGGAGGCUCAGUGUACGCCGGCAGAGCCCGGUGCGGCGCUACCAGGAUAAGCCGGGCAGCACCGGCGUCGUUCAGUGUGGAGCGGGGGGAGCUUUCUACGCCGGGCACCGGUGGCCAAAAAUGCCUGGCUUCCGUAGUUCCGGGAACUUUCCGGAUGCAACGGCGGCGUCCUUCGCGUACAUGAAUUAACCAGCGCCGCGGUGUAUGCUU